CUCGAUGGUGGUGAUCCCGGCCAUGGUGCCCACCCAGCCCCUGCUCGCGCUUGGCUUCCUGCCUCCUCCGCUCGGCGCCGCAGCCGCUUCUCACCCCCACUUCCGCCUGCUCCGCCCUGAAAUACCGGAACUCGCCCACCCGCCCGGAUGUGACGUCACCGCCGCGCCCUGCCGCGCCGGGCCACAGGACGACAGCCCGCCGCGCGAGCGCGGGGCGGGGCCUGCCCCUGACCAGCAAAGGGGGGCGGGGCUGCGUCGGAGACGGGCUACCAUGGCAACCGGGAGGAGCGUCGCGGUCCGGCUCCUCAGGCCCGGCGGGCUGCCCUCCCCUCCGCCCGCCCACCCGCCGCCACCCACCCGUCGGGGCACCUUGUGUCGUCCCGCACUGAGCACCCGACGCGCCUCUGCUGCCACCCACCGCACACAGGCUCCAAACCCAGGUGCCGGGACAGGCCGAGGCUUUCUGGGCCCCAUCCUCCUAAGUGCCCCACUCUGCAGCCUCCUUUCCAGGUCGGCCCGGGUGAGAAAGGUAUGCCCCCAUUUUAUCAGGAAGGAACCCUCUAUUACGGAUCACUGUUAUCGGACCCCUUCGUGCCACAGCCCCAUGAGAGCCUCUAUUCUGUGGAAUUUGGAAGGAAGAACAGGGUUCUGAACCUCGAUAAACUCUACCCUGAUGGCUUAAGAAUUUUUCCAACUCUUUUUGGAGAAAUUUGAUCAGAGAGAGGAUGGAAGCAGAAAUGAGACGUUGUCAUCUGGGUGCAGAUCAGCAGGGGGCACUGUUUACCUCCCUUUGUCCUAGUGAAUCUGCACGAGACCUUCUCUUGGGCAAACCCAAGGCUGCUGAGAGCACCACUGCAUUCCUGAGGCUGGUUGAUGUGGACAGAUAAUCUUCUCUUGAUCCAGGGAAACAGGUGGAUUGACUCCUGAUACCCUUUAAAGGCAUAAUGGAUGGGCAGCAAGGGGCCCAGUGCUAUUGUUUUCCUGGUGACCAACAAUACAGUGUAUCAGCAGGUGCAUAUGUCCAUCCCCAAUUCUCAUCUCCCAGCCCUACCACGUCUGGUAUGACUGUGUUCUAACCAUUGCACUCCUCUUUCGCCUUGUUUUACCCUAAUUAGCUUCUGACUUCACCUCGGAUUGAGAGGACCUUAGACAUCAUUGUACAACACUGUGCGUGUUCUUACUGCCCCUGAACUGUACACUUAAAAAUAGUUAAA
Callorhinus ursinus (northern fur seal) is the source of this 1214-nucleotide messenger RNA. RefSeq lists its product as uncharacterized. NCBI's taxonomy places the organism in Eukaryota, Metazoa, Chordata, Mammalia, Carnivora, Otariidae. The record is from RefSeq and is a predicted model, not a curated record.